Vitis riparia (riverbank grape) is the source of this 1161-nucleotide messenger RNA. RefSeq names its product proteasome subunit beta type-5. Gene Ontology annotation, molecular function: threonine-type endopeptidase activity. Gene Ontology annotation, cellular component: proteasome core complex. The transcript is spliced from 8 exons. The record is from RefSeq and is a predicted model, not a curated record. The coding region runs from base 115 to 933 and encodes 272 amino acids. NCBI's taxonomy places the organism in Eukaryota, Viridiplantae, Streptophyta, Magnoliopsida, Vitales, Vitaceae.
UUAAGGUUUGCUUGCAGCACAAGAAGACCCGAUCUUUAUUUACUCAGAAGGUAUUCGAUCAGUUCUUCUCCAAACGCCGCGUUUCGAUCGAUCUUUGAGUUCUAGGCUAUAAGCAUGAAGCUUGACACUAGUGGUCUUGAGUCAACUGUACCGCUCUUCGGGGCUAAUAGCGAGCUUCCUGGUGGGUUUUCAGCUGCUCCUUCAUUUGAGCUUCCAAGCACUACUGAUUUUGAUGGGUUUCAGAAAGAUGCUAUUCAAAUGGUGAAGCCAGCAAAGGGAACAACAACUCUUGCCUUCAUUUUUAAGGAGGGUGUAAUGGUUGCUGCUGAUUCUCGUGCUAGCAUGGGAGGAUAUAUCUCAUCACAAUCUGUGAAGAAAAUUAUUGAAAUUAAUCCCUACAUGCUUGGCACAAUGGCUGGAGGAGCUGCUGAUUGCCAGUUUUGGCACAGAAAUUUGGGCAUUAAGUGCCGACUGCAUGAACUUGCCAAUAAGCGAAGGAUUUCAGUUACAGGGGCUUCAAAGCUGCUGGCAAACAUUCUAUAUUCUUACCGUGGAAUGGGUCUAUCUGUUGGGACCAUGAUUGCUGGGUGGGAUGAAACGGGUCCGGGACUGUAUUAUGUGGACAGUGAAGGGGGCAGGCUGAAAGGAACACGAUUCUCUGUUGGAUCUGGCUCGCCUUAUGCUUAUGGUGUACUGGAUAAUGGGUACCGUUAUGAUAUGUCUGUUGAGGAAGCUGCUGAAUUGGCUAGACGAUCUAUUUAUCAUGCAACAUUCCGUGAUGGAGCUAGUGGUGGAGUUGCAAGCGUUUAUUAUGUGGGGCCAAAUGGGUGGAAGAAGCUGUCUGGUGAUGAUGUUGGAGAACUCCACUACAAAUACUACCCGGUUAUGCCAAGUACAGUGGAACAGGAAAUGGUUGAAGUAGCAGGAGCUUGAGGGAAAGAUGCCUUGGAACAACUUAGACCAGGUUUGAGAUGUUCUCGCUCUUAAUACAUGACAUGAAGGGAUGGAUUCGCCUAUGUUCUGAUGAACCCAAAAAUCCUUGAAUACAUGUACUUUGGUUUGAUCCCAACUCAUUAACAGACCCGGGUUUCAGUUAUUGUCAUAUACUAUUAUGAUCCUUCUGUUCUGGCAAUUUAGUUUUAUUCUUAGUUCUUUGCUGCA